CACGAAAUAGAUAGUUUCAUUUGGGAAGUUGCCGUGUAAACGUCGCGAAGCGGGCGAAUUGCAAUAACGGAUAAAGAUAGCGAAAUUUUUGUAGUGUACAGAUAAUUGUUGUUUUUUCUUGCAAAAAAGUUGAUGAAAUAUUUUUAAAUAGUUCAUUUUCGAAUUUCUUUUGUUGUAAUUAUGCGCAGUGACUCUGAGGGGGCAUCCGGUGAACAUGCGCAAUUGGUGGUGAAUGUGUGAAGAUUCCCCCUCCCAUUGACAAAACUUUAUACAAAGGCAAUUGUGAUCAUGUACUUACAUAUGCAUAAAUACAUAUUUACACUGUGAAUGCAUAAGUUUGAAUAAGCGGAUAUGCACUUGUGCAGCAGAAAGAAGAAAAAUGUAGAGAAGACUAAAAGCACAGAUAGAAAAUAAUAAGCCGAAAUGAACAGAAAACUCGAAAAGUCAGUUGAAAACGACAUGCAACACAAAUAACGCGAACGCCACUAAUACACACACACACACACAGACUAAGCGGGAGUCCACCCCAAGUAAAAAUUGUGUCAAACUUAAAAAUGAGUACUUACAAAGCACAUAUUUCGUGACGUGAAACUGGAAUCGGUGAACGAAAGUAAAAGAUCGCAGUGAAUGUUGUUACUUUUAUUGUUGUUAUCUGGAACUUGGAUUGCCUCGGUUAAUGUUUUGUGCUUAUUGCACUUAUUACGGUUUAUUUGACACAAUAUUGCCUAAUUAAAGUAUGAUAAUGUGUAAGUGUCAACAACAUUGAUCUACGUUUAUAUUUAUUAAAGCCACCCACAGAGCUGUCUACACAACGAAGGAUUUUCACAAAAGAGGUCGGCUGUGCCUCGUGUUCAGAAUAUCUAUACACGUAUGCUAAAAUCGAAGUAGACGUUAUGCAAACACCCGUUGAAACAUUUGAAACUUUACAAAACUAUGCAAGAAGAGAAAGGCGCGCAGCUCCCAGCACAUUGACCAAGCAAUUUCAAUGAGUAAUCUCACCAUAAGUAGCCGCCAGCUAAGUCAAUUAAACCAACAAGAUUUAAAGCAUUCGCCAUUCUUACGACGCCUAAAAUACAGAUAAAUAAGAACUGAGCUUAAGGAAAAGCUUUCAAUGUUAUUCUAGUGAAAACGAAACCAACGCCAAAAGCUGCAAGUCGGGGAAGUCGAAAACUUUUUUACAAAAACAAUAUCCCCACAGACGUAUCGAUUUAAUAUCGAUGUGCCUCAUUAAUGCAUGACUGAAUGUACUUAUAAAACCGUUUUAAUUUAUAUCGCAAUCGAGUCAGGAAAAUGUACCGACCGAACUUUUAUGAAUCCACGUGCCUUCGAUGCAAUGAAAUCGUCUAUCAAGUCGAUCGCAUUGGACCACUCAAGGAUUUUACUUUCUUCCAUUCCGGCUGCUUUAAAUGCGUCCAUUGCGGCACUAAGUUAACACUUAAAACCUAUUUCAAUAAUCAGCAUAAACAGGACGACAAGGAGGUUUACUGUAGUUCACAUGUACCAAAGAGUGGGCCUGGCCAUUUGGAUCAGACAUCUGUGGGCAUAAGGCAAGCUUUGAAUGCGCCGCGUACAAACAAAUACGUCAAUGAACAAAUUCGCGGAACACGGAGCGAUGUUGACGGUGGAUUGGGUUCACGUCAAUCGACACCAAAUGGUUAUGGCAGCAGAGAUGUCAGCUCCCCGUCACAAAAUGAUUCCGAUUAUAAAUAUGGACGAUUCGACGCGAGUGCAUUGCAUAUUGCACACGCACUCAAGCAAACUGAAAUACAGAAAGCCUAUAAUAAGAUGAGAGAAAAACCAAUAGAUUUCUAUUUGGCUCGAGAAGAGCAGGCAAAACUCGAAAUGAAACAUCGGAAGGAGGAAGAUGAUUUAUAUCGUAAAUUUGCACGCAAACGGGAAGAGGAAGACCGCAAAAUACAAUCUGAAUUCCAAGAUGAAUGGGAACGCGAACUGCAGCGUCUCACUCACAAAUUUGAAAAAGAACUGGCAACAUCGCGACGCAAUAGAGACGACCACAAUAUACUGACGUUGCGACAUGAACAGCAAAAGGAAGAUUUGGAAAAGAAUAUGACUCUGCGACGCAGCAAAAAGAAAGAAAGUAUUACGCGCAAAAUGUUGGAACAUGAACGAUACGAAACGGCUGCUUUGGUAGAUCGCCAGUCCAGUGAAAUGUUGGAGUUGAUCAGUGCACGUCGUUCGGAGUACAUGCAAAAUGAGAGUAUAUUUUUAGAUGAAGAUUUUGAUGAAGGCGCUGUCCCGCUAGAAUACCCAAUGAUGGCGCCGAUACCAGCUCCGCCAGCUGUUAGUAAAUUCCAAAUAUACACCGAUCCCAUUGAAUUCGAAGACGUCGAUCGCAUUGCAAUAUCGGUCGCCCAAGAGGAUCAGAAGACUUUUACAGACUUGGUACGGCAAUUAGUUGGUCGUUGCACAACUGAUAUAGAGAAGGCUCGAACGAUAUUUCGUUGGAUAACUGUUAAAAACUUAAACGCAAUGCAUUUCGACGAUGACUUGCGUGGUGACACACCCAUGGGUUUGCUACGGGGCAUCAAAUAUGGCACGGAGAGUUAUCAUGUACUGUUUAAGCGACUCUGCAGCUAUGCUGGUCUACACUGUGUAGUAAUCAAAGGCUAUUCCAAGAGCGCAGGGUACCAGCCGGGUGUCAAAUUUCAAGACUCUCGAUUCCGGAACUCAUGGAAUGCAGUGUAUGUCGCCGGAGCUUGGCGUUUUGUUCAAUGUAAUUGGGGCGCCCGUCAUUUGGUAAAUGCAAAGGAAGCGCCCAAGACCGGUCGUGGGAAAAAUGACAGUUUAAGAUAUGAAUACGAUGAUCACUACUUCUUAACGGAUCCCAGGGAAUUCAUAUAUGAAUUUUUCCCCUUACAAGAGGAGUGGCAACUGCUUAAAAGACCGAUAAAUUUACGUGAAUUUGAAAACUUACCAUUUGUUCGUUCGCUUUUCUUUCGCUAUGGACUACAUUUCGCCGAUGAAGGCUAUGGUGCUGUAGUUUUCACCGACGAUACAGGUGCAGCUACUGUGCGCAUCGCCAUGCCGACUGACAUGCAAAGCUGUUUGAUCUUCCAUUACAACCUUAAAUUUUAUGAUAGCGACGAGGAUUCUUACGACAGCGUGUCCUUGAAACGUUUCGUUAUGCAGUCGGUCAUUGGAAAUAUUGUAGCCUUUCGAGUGCAUGCGCCCUGUUCAGGCGCUUUUCUUUUAGACAUAUUUGCCAACGCAGUGACGCCGCAGGAGUACCUCACCGGCGAGCCGAUGAAAUUUAAAUCUGUAUGCAAGUUCAAGAUAUGCUGUGAAGAAUUACAAACAGUUAUGGUACCGUUGCCGGAUUGUGCGAGUGGCGAAUGGGGUCCAACUAAAGCGACUAGACUUUUUGGAUUAAUACCUAUAACGCAUCAGGAUCCACUUAUAUUUGCUGGACGUAGUUUGGAUCUUCAGUUCCGAAUGUCACGUCCAUUGACAGAUUUCAUGGCCACACUCCACAAGAACGGCAUUGAAGAAAAGAAACUUGCAAAGUAUGUGACGCACAGCACGUUGGAUGACAUCGUGACUUUCAUAAUUAACUUUCCCGAGGAAGGACAAUACGGUUUGGAUAUAUACACUCGUGAGGCUGGAAGCAUGGCUUCACAUCACAGCAACUCUUCGACAACAGGCGAAAAACAUUUGCUCACACACUGCUGUAAAUAUUUAAUAAACUCGUCGAAGCGAAAUUAAACGUCUGUUAGUGCAUUGGAUGCAAUCUUGUUACAAUAUUUUUAGUUUAAAUACAGAAUUACCAAUUACGUUUAAGAGUUUUGUAUAUUUAACACCAAUUGUUUUUUAAAUUAAUACCAUACAUAUUAAUAUAUAAUAUUAUUAUACU
Molecule: messenger RNA, 3871 nt
Organism: Ceratitis capitata (Mediterranean fruit fly)
Lineage: Eukaryota; Metazoa; Arthropoda; Insecta; Diptera; Tephritidae
Gene: Hil
Product: Kyphoscoliosis peptidase
Exons: 12
Coding region: 1291-3723 (810 amino acids)
Source: RefSeq, a predicted model, not a curated record